Molecule: messenger RNA, 1190 nt
Organism: Cucurbita maxima (winter squash)
Lineage: Eukaryota; Viridiplantae; Streptophyta; Magnoliopsida; Cucurbitales; Cucurbitaceae
Product: probable glucan endo-1,3-beta-glucosidase BG1
Exons: 2
Coding region: 51-1088 (345 amino acids)
Biological process (GO): carbohydrate metabolic process
Cellular component (GO): cell wall; plasma membrane
Molecular function (GO): hydrolase activity, hydrolyzing O-glycosyl compounds
Source: RefSeq, a predicted model, not a curated record
GGCAUAUUUUUCUUGUAUUCCUAUAGUUUCCUUUGUGUUUUGCUUUAUCCAUGGCUAUCUACUUUUCGAACGCCAAUGGCCUCUCUACUUUCUUCGUAUCUCUUCUAUGGCUACUAUUUGCACGCAUGCAUCUAACAAGUGCUCAAAUUGGUGUGUGUUAUGGACAACUCGGGAACGACCUACCAUCUCCCGUGGAAGUUAUCGAGCUUUACAAACAAAACAACAUCCAAAGAAUGCGACUUUACGCUCCAGACCAUCCUACUUUCGACGCUCUACGAGGCUCGAAUAUCGAGCUCAUGCUUGGAAUUCCGAACAACGAGCUCGAAGAUCUAGCCAACUUCCAAGAAAAAGCUGAUUCAUGGGUUCAUGACAACCUCGUAAGCUUUGGUGACGUAAAAUUCAAGUACAUUGUGGUUGGAAACGAAAUAAAAACAAACGACCAAGCAGCUAGUUUCCUCGUACCAGCCAUGCAAAAUAUCCAAAAUGCCAUUUCCGCUGUGGGUUUAGGAGGCCAAAUCAAGGUAUCAACCGCAUUCGACACUGGAAUUCUUGCAGAAUCCUACCCUCCUUCAAAGGGUUCCUUCAAAACCGACUAUCUUCCGAUCCUUAACCCGACCAUUCGCUUCCUUCUCGACAAUAACGCCCCGUUGCUCGUAAACGUGUACCCGUACUUCAGUUACGUCGCAAACACGGCCGAUAUUUCUAUGGAUUAUGCACUUUUUAGAGGAACAUCUCCAUCUGUUGAAGAUGGCCAAUUUGUUUACCAUAAUUUGUUUGAUGCCAUUUUGGAUGCUGUUUAUUCUGCUUUGGAGAAGGCGGGCAGCGACGGGCUGGAAAUUGCUGUAUCGGAGACCGGUUGGCCGACGGAGGGCGGCGAGGCGGCGACGGUGGAGAAUGCAAACACGUACAACAACAAUUUGAUUCAACAUGUGAAAGAAGGGACACCCAAGAGAAGUGGAAAGCCUGUGGAAACCUAUGUGUUUGCUAUGUUUGAUGAGAAUGAGAAGACAACGCCACCGGAGGUUGAGAAACAUUGGGGUUUGUUCUCUCCAAGCAAGAUGCCCAAGUACGAGGUUAACUUCAACUAAAUUCCUACGGAUCUAUGUCAUAUCUUUGUCGGAAUCUUUUAUUUAAUAAUAUUAAAAUCUUCCGUUAUGUAUUCAAAUACAUGACAUGGUUCAUGUGUUCAA